AUGAUUGAAUUACCAAGAUUUGAAACAAAUAAUUUACAAAAAAAUAGUACAGCACAUGAAAUUCAUCGAUUAAUUCGUGUAUUAUCAUGUGAAAUUAAAUUUGAUAGUUUAUUAUAUGAACGAAGAUUUGGUAAUGCACAAGGGCAAAGAUGUCAAUGGUUACGUGAAUUAACAAAAGAGAAUGGUGUUCCUUAUAUUAAUUUCACACCUUCGGGUGCUGAAACAAAUACUCAAGUACGUGAACAUGUUAUAAAAAUUUUUCAAAAAUUAUGUCAAGAAAUUUUUAUUAAAUUUUGUUUGAAAUAUUUUCCAUAUGGAAAUCAUUUUUCUGAUCUUGAUGUAUUUAUUGUUAGUCAUGGAUGUAUUAUACGUGAAUUAAUUAAAUAUUUUGCAUAUGCUUUACAAACAGAUAUAGGACAAUAUUUAGAUACGAUACAAGAACUAAUACCAAAUACAUCAAUAACACGUAUUGAAGUAACAUAUUCAACAAAUGAACAAUUAAUACCAACAAUAACACUUGUACUUAUUGAUUAUCAUAAUAAAACUCAUUUAAUUAAUACAAAUAAUGAAGAAUUUAAUUUAGACACGACGAACAAAUAUAGUUUGCAAUUAUAUAAACUCUUUAUUUUCGACAUUCAUAUUUAUCACAAUAACAGAUAUAUUUUGAUCAUUAUGCUUUUUUUUCGACGUCGUGAUACACUAAGUCAAUCAAAUUUGACUGAUCAAGAACGAUGUAUUCAUGCAUGUCUUUUCUUUGCAUUUAUAUUCGUUAUUCUUACAGCUGUUUUAUUUUAUUUUGCAACAACAUCUAAAGGUACAGAAGAACCACGUACAUAUUAUUAUCUAGGAGCUGGUAUUUGUCUUGGUUUUCUUUUAUUAAUUAUAUUAUGCACAAUUAUUUAUGUUCGACGAUUUUAUGGUGUUUCUGUAUCUUCAACACAUCAUCAAGGAAUAACAUCUGAAUUAGAACAUGACAAUUCAAAAUAUUCAAAUAAUGAUGUGUGA
Rotaria sordida is the source of this 1005-nucleotide messenger RNA. The record is from the annotation of a GenBank genome assembly. Lineage: Eukaryota; Metazoa; Rotifera; Eurotatoria; Philodinida; Philodinidae.